AUUGAUUGAUCUUCAAAUAGACUCGUAUACUGAAAAAGUUAAGUGCCUGACGGCGUGCGCGCUGGAGCAGUUGGGCGCCAUGAAGGACGGCCGGUGGCUGGCGGUGCCCGCCGAGAAGCGACUCGACGUCUAUCACCGCCUGUUCCACGACGACCCCUUGAAAAUGCAAGUGGCGGACAUCGUCAUCCACAAGUGCGACAGGGAAGCUGAUGAGAAAUAUAUGGGCAAGGGCAACAGUUGUGACAUAGUAUUCGACGCUAUGGAGUGUAUGUGGCAAGUUAUGGAUCAAACGUCACAGAAAAUUGAACUCUGA
Molecule: messenger RNA, 313 nt
Organism: Gryllus bimaculatus (two-spotted cricket)
Lineage: Eukaryota; Metazoa; Arthropoda; Insecta; Orthoptera; Gryllidae
Source: the annotation of a GenBank genome assembly